This is a messenger RNA of Prosopis cineraria, 3258 nucleotides long. Its product is annotated as insulin-degrading enzyme-like 1, peroxisomal. Gene Ontology annotation, molecular function: metal ion binding; metalloendopeptidase activity. Gene Ontology annotation, biological process: peptide catabolic process. The record is from RefSeq and is a predicted model, not a curated record. Lineage: Eukaryota; Viridiplantae; Streptophyta; Magnoliopsida; Fabales; Fabaceae. The transcript is spliced from 26 exons. Bases 139 to 3033 code for a protein of 964 amino acids. Gene Ontology annotation, cellular component: mitochondrion; cytosol.
UAUGUGAAUCCAGAGUUGCUGAGUUUGGAAGAGAAGCGAAACGUUGCUGUCCCCUCGGCUGCCAGCACCUUUCUCACUUGGGAUUGAGAGGAAGCGACGGAAGAGGGAAGAGAGGGAAGAAACGACUACAAAUUGACGAUGGCGGUGGGGAAGGAAGAGGUAGAGAUUUUUAAAGCUCGCUCGGACAAGAGGGAUUACAGAAGGAUUGUUCUACGGAAUUCGCUUGAAGUGCUUCUCAUCAGCGAUUCCGAUGCCGAUAAGUGUGCUGCUUCCAUGGACGUUGGUGUCGGCUCCUUCAAUGAUCCAGACGGUCUUGAAGGCCUUGCCCAUUUCCUGGAGCACAUGCUUUUUUAUGCCAGUGAAAAAUACCCGGUAGAAGAUAGCUACUCCAAGUAUAUUACCGAGCAUGGAGGAAGCACCAAUGCUUUUACAUCCUCUGAGCGCACCAACUAUCACUUCGAUGUUAACACUGAUGCUUUUGAAGAGGCUUUAGACAGAUUUGCUCAGUUCUUCAUUAAACCAUUGAUGUCUGCUGAUGCUACGACAAGGGAAAUUAAAGCUGUUGACUCUGAAAACCAGAAGAACUUGUUAUCUGAUGCUUGGAGAAUGAACCAGCUUCAGAAGCAUCUCAGUUCUGAGGACCAUCCAUUUCAUAAAUUCAGUACAGGGAACUGGGACACUUUGGAAGUUCAACCAAAAAACAGAGGAUUGGACACAAGAAGUGAGCUUAUCAAGUUCUAUGAAGAAAACUAUUCAGCCAAUUUGAUGCGUCUAGUUGUAUAUACAAAUGAAAGCCUUGAUAAAAUUCAAAAUCUGGUGGAAGAGAAAUUCUCAGAUAUUCGAAAUAUUGACCGAAGUUAUUUCCGUCCUCCUGGUCAGCCAUGCAAAUCAGACCAUCUGCAGAUUCUUGUCAAAACUGUCCCAAUCAAACAAGGUCAUAAAUUGAGAAUUGUAUGGCCAGUAACCCCUGAGAUUCUUUACUACGCGGAAGGGCCAUGCAGGUAUCUUGGUCAUCUUAUCGGCCAUGAGGGAGAAGGAUCAUUAUAUUACAUCUUGAAAACUUUGGGAUGGGCAACAGGCUUGUCUGCAGGCGAGUCAGAUUGGAAUUUGGACUUUUCUUUCUUUAAAGUUGUAAUUGAUCUUACUGAUGCUGGUCAUGAUCACAUACAGGACAUUGUAGGGCUGUUAUUCAAAUAUGUUGAGCUUCUACAGCACUCUGGUGUUUGCAAAUGGAUAUUUGAUGAGCUUUCAGCUAUUUGUGAGACCAAGUUCCAUUAUCAGGACAAGACUCCUCCAAUUAGUUAUGUAGUUAAUAUAGCAUCAAAUAUGCAGUUAUAUCCCCCCAAAGAUUGGUUGGUAGGGUCAUCUCUGCCUUCAAAAUUUAGCCCAACUGUUAUCCAAAUGGUGCUGAACCAGCUUUCUCCAAACAGUGUUCGAAUCUUUUGGGAAUCAAAAAACUUUGAAGGGCAUACUGAUAAGGUGGAGCCUUGGUAUGGAACUGCAUAUUCCAUUGAAAGAAUUACUAGUUCCACAAUCGAGGGGUGGGUGCUUUCUGCUCCUAAGAAAGACCUGUAUCUUCCAGCACCUAACAUAUUCCUUCCUACUGACUUGUCACUUAAGAUUGUGCAAGAGAAGGUUAAGUUUCCAAUUCUAUUAAGCAGGUCGUCAUAUUCAGCCUUGUGGUACAAGCCAGAUACAAUGUUUUCCACUCCCAAGGCUUAUGUAAAGAUAGAUUUCAAUUGUCCAUAUGCUGGAAAUUCCCCUGAAGCUGAAGUUUUGACUCAUAUUUUCACGCAAUUAUUGAUGGACUGCUUGAAUGAAUAUGCUUACUAUGCUCAGGUAGCUGGUUUGUAUUACGACAUAAGCCACACAGAUAGUGGUUUUCAGGUGACCCUCCUUGGUUAUAAUCACAAACUAAGAAUUCUACUUGAAACCAUAAUUCAAAAGAUUGCCACAUUCACAUUGAAGGAGGACAGGUUCCUAGUUAUUAAGGAAAUGGUUACCAAGGAGUACCAGAAUUUCAAGUAUCGACAACCCUAUCAGCAGGCUGUGUACUAUUGCUCAUUGAUACUACAAGAUAAUACUUGGCCUUGGAUAGAAGGGCUUGAAGUACUUCCGCUUCUUCAAGCAGAGGAUCUUGUCAAAUUUGUACCAGUGAUACUCUCAAGGACCUUUUUAGAGUUUUAUAUAGCAGGAAAUCUUGAAGACAACGAAGCAGUGUCAAUGGUUAGGCACAUAGAAGAUACUCUCUUUAAAUGUGAAAACUCUCCAUGCAAACCUUUAUUCCCAUCUCAGCAUUUGACAAAACGGGUUGUUAAGCUUGAAAGUGGCAUGAACUUUUUCUACCCUUCAGAAUGUCUCAAUACGAAUGAUGAGAAUUCUGCUCUUGUGCACUAUAUACAGGUUGGUCGUGAUGACUUCAAGAUGAAUGUUAAACUUCAGCUUUUUGCACUUAUUGCAAAGCAACCAGCAUUUCACCAGCUUCGAUCAGUUGAACAGCUUGGAUACAUUACUGUGCUCAUGCAGAGGAAUGAUUCAGGUAUACGGGGAGUACAAUUUAUCAUCCAAUCCACAGUGAAGGGUCCUGGAGACAUUGAGAAAAGAGUUGAGGCGUUUCUCGAGAUGUUUGAGAAAAAAGUUCUUGAGAUGUCAGUUGAAGAAUUCAAGGAGCAUGUAAACGCAUUGAUUGAGGUGAAGCUUGAGAGACACAAGAACUUGCGAGAGGAGUCAGCAUUUUACUGGCGAGAGAUUAAUGAUGGAACUCUGAAGUUUAAUAGGAGAGACCUAGAGGUUGCAGAAUUAAGGCAGCUCACUCUUCAAGAACUUGUGGAUUUCUUCAAUGAAUAUAUCAAAGUUGGUGCUUCACGAAAGAGUACAUUAAGUGUUCGAGUAUAUGGGAACCUUCAUUCUUCGGAUUUCAAAGCAGAAGCUUCGGAUCCACAUUCAGCUAAAAUAGAUGAUAUUUUCAGUUUUAGAAAAUCCCAUCCUCUGUAUGGUUCAUUUAAAGGACUAUCGGGUCAGGUGAAGUUUUAGAAAGUUGUAUCAGGACUAGGAUUGUGAAACUGCCUUACCUAUUAUUUUGGUGAGAAGAUUCUAGAAGAUUGAAAAUACCCAGCCUUCUCAUGUCAGCAUGAAAAAGAAGUUACCUCGUUAGAUGCUGUGAGGGCAAAGGCAGCCAUGAAUAAUCUCAAGCUGAUAAUGGUAUGUUAGUUAAUUUUUCCCGGUUUAAACGAAAUUGCAAGUUUCUUUUUUCUGACA